AAAGAAACCUUAUGAAUAGGGGUCUCUCGUCUUGGAAAUUGUCAUAAAACAUUCACGCUUCUUUCUUUUGCAAUCUCAUCGCUCUCCUUACAGUUUUUGAUUGAAUUAGUCAGCUACUUUCAUGGUUGAACUCGACAUCCAGAUCCCUUCCUCUUUUGAUCCAUUUGCUGAAGAUAUCAACUCAGGUGCCGCUGGGGCGAAAGAGUAUGUGCAUAUCCGUAUACAGCAAAGGAACGGAAAAAAGAGCCUUACAACAGUACAAGGACUGAAUAAGGAAUUCAGCUACGACAGGAUUCUCAAGGACCUGAAGAAGGAAUUUUGCUGCAAUGGUACCGUCGUGCAGGACAAAGUCUUGGGGAAAGUUAUUCAACUUCAAGGUGAUCAGCGCAAAAAUGUCUCUGAUUUCCUUGUGAAGGCUGGUAUUGCACAGAAGGACAAUAUCAAAGUACAUGGUUUUUAAGCACUUGAAUGUGUCGGACUUAGUAUCUUUGUGGUUAGCUAGUUGGUUUGUUUCAUUUUAAUUUGUCUGCAGUUCUUUUCUUUUACGGUUUGGUGGUAGUAUGUGAUUGAGACGAUGGAUUGUUGGAACCAUAUCUUUAUUAAUAAGAAUUUAAUUUUCGGAACCA
Messenger RNA from Papaver somniferum (opium poppy), 626 nucleotides. RefSeq names its product protein translation factor SUI1 homolog. Bases 122 to 460 code for a protein of 112 amino acids. The transcript has 3 exons. Gene Ontology annotation, biological process: translational initiation. NCBI's taxonomy places the organism in Eukaryota, Viridiplantae, Streptophyta, Magnoliopsida, Ranunculales, Papaveraceae. Gene Ontology annotation, molecular function: translation initiation factor activity; RNA binding. The record is from RefSeq and is a predicted model, not a curated record.